AUGGACACACAAGCAGGAAUAUCUCAGAAGGACAUCUAAUGUUAUCCCCGGAUUGUGACAUAAGAGAUAAUGACAGUAGACAGGAUUCUCCAGGAGAUCACCCCAUUACACCUAUUAUACAUCCAGCUCUAUCAGCUGAUCCCUCUGAUCCUGGGAAAUGUUCUCCUGAUCACUCUGAUAUUGGUGCAUCUGUUACAGCUCUGACAGUAGAUACAGUGUUUCCCUGUUCUGUAGAUGCCAAAUGUUUUACACAGAACACAAAGCCUAUUAACGCACACACAGAUAAGGCAGGUGAGAGGCCACUGAUAUGUUCAGAGUGCGGGAAAUGUUUUACACAAAAUUCACAACUUGUUACACAUCAGCAAAGUCACACAGGUGAGAAGCCAUUUCCAUGUUCUGAGUGUGGGAAAUGUUUUGUAUCGAAAUCACAUCUUGUUAUACAUAACAGAAGUCACACAGGUGAGAAGCCAUUUUCUUGCUCUGAGUGUGGGAAAUGUUUUACAUGGAAAUCACAUCUUGUUAGACAUCAGCAAAGCCACACAGGUGAGAAGCCAUUUUCUUGCUCUGAGUGCGGGAAAUGUUUUUCACGGAAAUCACAUCUUGUUAGACAUCAGCAAAGCCACACAGGUGAGAAGCCAUUUCCGUGUUCUGAGUGUGGGAAAUGUUUUUCACGGGAAUCACAUCUUGUUAGACAUCACAGAAGUCACACAGGUGAGAAACCAUUUUCUUGCUCUGAGUGUGGGAAAUGUUUUACACGGAAAUCAGAUCUUGUUAUACAUCACAGAAGUCACACAGGUGAGAAGGCAUUUCCAUGUUCUGAGUGUGGGAAAUGUUUUGCACGGAAAUUAGAUCUUGUUAUUCAUCACAGAAGUCACACAGGUGAGAAGCCAUUUCCAUGUUCUGAGUGUGGGAAAUGUUUUACACACAAAUCAGAUCUUGAUGUACAUCACAGAAGUCACACAGGUGAGAAGCCAUUUGCAUGUUCUGAGUGUGGGAAAUGUUUUGCACAUAAAUCAGAUCUUGUUAGACAUCAGCGAACUCACACAGGUGAGAGGCCAUUUUCUUGCUCUGAGUGUGGGAAAUGUUUUACAAAGAAAUCAUAUCUUGUUAGACAUCAGCGAACUCACACAGGUGAGAGGCCAUUUUCUUGCUCUGAGUGUGGGAAAUGUUUUACAUGGAAAUCCCAACUUGUUACACAUCAGCAAAGUCACACAGGUGAGAAGCCAUUUCCAUGUUCUGAGUGUGGGAAAUGUUUUACACAGAAAUCAGAUCUUGUUAUACAUCACAGAAGUCACACAGGUGAGAAGCCAUUUUCUUGCUCUGAGUGUGGGAAAUGUUUUACAAAGAAAUCACAUCUUGUUAGACAUCAGCGAACUCACACAGGUGAGAGGCCACUGAUAUGUUCUGAGUGUGGGAAAUGUUUUACAUACAAAUCAGAUCUUGUUAUACAUCAGAGAAGUCACACAGGUGAGAAGCCAUUUCCAUGUUCUGAGUGUGGGAAAUGUUUUACACUGAAAUCACAUCUUGUUACACAUCACAGAAGUCACACAGGUGAGAAGCCAUUUCCAUGUUCUGAGUGUGGGAAAUGUUUUACAAAGAAAUCAGCUCUUGUUACACAUCAGAGAAGUCACACAGGUGAGAAGCCGUUUUCCUGUUCUGAGUGUGGGAAAUGUUUUGCAUGCAAAUCAGAUCUUGUUACACAUCAGAGAAGUCACACAGGUGAGAAGCCGUUUUCCUGUUCUGAGUGUGGGAAAUGUUUUGCAUGGAAAUCAGAUCUUGUUACACAUCAGAGAAGUCACACAGGUGUGAAGCCGUUUUCCUGUUCUGAGUGUGGGAAAUGUUUCGCAUUUAAAUCAGUUCUUGUUAAACAUCAGAAAAGUCACUCAGGUGAGAAGCCUUUUUCCUGUUCUGAGUGUGGGAAAUGUUUUACACUGAAAUCACAUCUUGUUACACAUCACACAAGUCACACAUGUGAGAAGCCAUUUCCAUGUUCUGAGUGUGGGAAAUGUUUUACAAAGAAAUCAGCUCUUGUUACACAUCAGAGAAGUCACACAGGUGAGAAGCCGUUUUCCUGUUCUGAGUGUGGGAAAUGUUUUACACAGAAAUCAGCUCUUGUUACACAUCAGAGAAGUCACACAGGUGAGAAGCCGUUUUCCUGUUCUGAGUGUGGGAAAUGUUUUACACAGAAAUCAGCUCUUGUUACACAUCAGAGAAGUCACACAGGUGUGAAGCCGUUUUCCUGUUCUGAGUGUGGGAAAUGUUUUUCACAGAAAUCAGCUCUUGUUACACAUCAGAGAAGUCACACAGGUGAGAAGCCGUAUUCCUGUUCUGAGUGUGGGAAAUGUUUUGUACGGAAAUCAGUUCUUGUUAAACAUCAGCGAUUUCACAGAUGAGAAGCCAUUUUCAUGCUGUGAGAGAAAUAAAUCUGCUCUUGUUGAACAUAUUAGACAUUAUCCAAGUACGGAACCAUUUAAAUCUUCUGGAGUAUAAUUAUCACUGUCGUCCAAUGUUCCUCAAGGUUGAAUCCUAUCUCCUAUGCUUUAUAAAAUAUACAUGCUACCACUGGGUGAUAUAAUCAGACGUCAUGGCCUGGUCUACCACUGCUAUGCUGAUUACCUGCUUUUUGCUCCAUGUACUGAGAACCUAAUACCAAUAAAUGGUUGUCUAGCUGAGCGCCAGGGGUGGAUGAUGCCAGUUGGCUGUGACUCAGUCUUUGUUAAACAUAAUAGAAGCUCCCCAACAAAGGACAAGACUUUACCAACCAUCUGGAUUUAUGCUUCGGUGUUCAGAAUUGCAAAAUACUGAACAUGUGCUGAAUCUUUGUGUUGUCCUGGUAUGUGGCUGACACAGACAUCAGGUAUCCGCCACAUACAAAUCCACAUUCUUCCAUCUGUGGACCAUAGCCAGAAACAAGCUUUUGAUUCCCUCAGAAGUUCAUAGACUACUGCAAUGCCAUCUACCUGGGUCACCCAGCAAAAGAAUUACGGAGCUUGCAGCUAGUACAGAAUGCAGCAGCCAAGCUGUUACCUAACCAGCCCGUUCCUGCCGCAUAACACCAAUUCUCUACUCCCUUCACCGGCUGCCUGUAAGAUGACAAAUCUGUUUCAUAAUUGGCUAACUGACCUUCCCAGACCAACAUUACAUGGUCCAAGGUACUAGAAGCAGCUCCUGCCUCCUUACUGCCCUGCUUGCUUCUACAGAUGAAGGACUGUUACCGGCAGUACCAAGAAUCUCCUGUCAUUCAUUUAAGGGUUGAACUUUUAGCUUUGCAGCCUUGACCAUGGAACUCACUGCCUUGCACAGUCCAAGAUGCCUCCACUCUAGAGACCUUCACAAGCAGACUGAUGACUGUUACUCACGCUUUUCAUUAAUGUACCUCUAUUUCUCAUACGUCCUAGAGGAUGCUGGGGAUUCCAAAAGGACCAUGGGGUAUAGACGCAUCCGCAGGAGCUUGGACACACUGUAAAGACUUAAACUGGGUGUGAACUGGCUCCUCCCUCUAUGCCCCUCCUCCAGACCUCAGUUAGACUUUGCGCCCAGGAGUGAUGGGUCACACACUAGGGGAGCUCUACUGAGUUUCUCUGAAAGACUUUAUGUUAGGUUUUUUAUUUUCAGGGAGACCUGCUGGCUACAAGCUCCCUGCAGUGUGGGACUGAGGGGAGAGAAGCAGGACCUACUUCUGUGAGUUUCAAGGCUCUGCUUCUCGGCUACUGGACACCAUUAGCUCCAGAGGGUUCGAUCACUUGGUGCGCCUAGCUUCUUGUUCCCGGAGCCACGGCGUCAAUCCCCUCACAGAAGCCAGAAGAAAGAAGUCGGGUGAGUAUUGGAAGAAAAGAAGACUUCAGACGGCAGAAGACUUCAGUAAUGGAAGUACAGUGGUAGUGCUGCUCUUCAUGCUCCCACACACCAACGGCACUCACAGGGUGCAGGGCGCUGGUGGGGGGGGGGGAGCGCCCUGGGCAGCAUGUUACUGGUCUGCUUAAUGUGAACUGGCAAAAAAAAAAGCAUUUAGGUGCCGAGGCACCGUGGUUCAUCCCCCGCCAGUAUACUUGAAUUAUUUCCCCGACACCGCUUAUACGGGUGCAGGGCACGCGGGGGGGAGCGCCCUGGGCAGCGAGUCAGUUUUAACAGUUCUUACUCACGCUGCCGGGGGCUCCGUAUACAGACCCCCGUAGGCGCAUUAUGCCGUGGUCCCCGUCGGCCGCCAUGGGUACAGGGCGCCGGGAGGUGGUGGCGUCCGGGGCAGCAUAGAUAGUUAGAGCUCCCGGGCGCCGCACACGGGGACCCACCAUGAGAGCGGCGGGUGCGCGAUGCGCCGGAACUCCCGCUUCCCCAACGUUGUCUGGGGCACAGGGGGGCCUAGUAUUUAGUACUCGGCCGAGAGGGGCGGAGCUUAGCCUCACCCACUCAGUCAGCGCCAUUUUUCCCUGCUGUCCCCGCCAAGAACAAACAGUGGGGAACGCAAUGUUUGGACUCUGUUGCCCUCCCAGAGGUGUAAUCUCCCUGUGUAUAGGUUCCCCCGGCUCAAUAUAAGGUUUUAUUUAUAUAUAUAUAUAUAUAUAUAUUUCUUUAUUUUUGUCGAGCGGGCUUAAGUGCACUGGAAAGGAGCGGAGCUUAGACCUCACAGAGGGGUCAGCGCCAUUUUCCAAAGUUCCCCACCGGGACUUGCUGUAUACUAAGAAGGAAGGGGGACACAGAGUGUUUUAAUGCUGUAUGGGUGUCAUACAGCAUUAGGAUUGAUAAUGGACUCAGAAUCCUUAUUGUAAUACAUAAAUACACUGUUUCCCUGUUUUAUUUACUCACUAUUGGUUAGUCGACGUGUGUCGACAGGUGUGAGGGCUUUGUCAAAGGCGUCUGUGGGGAUAACUGUCGGUUGAUUAAGCUCUAGAUUGGCCGGGACGAGUUGGUUUCGAUGCUCUCAAGGAGUCCGAAUAUUAAUCUCGCGGAGAGAAAUCUAUGACAGUCAACUCCUGGUCGACGCAGAGCCCGGUCGCAAGGGAUCAUACACAGGCAGCUAAGUGAAAUUUUAUUUCUAUACUUUGACCUUAUUUGCAAUGGAUGCACUUGAGGGAGUGUGGUAGUCGGGUAAGCUUCCGAUAGAAUUAUCCUACUCAGAGUGGGUAGGGCUUGCCUAUGUUUAUUUUUCCUUAUAACAUUACAGCAGGCUGCCAAGUGACAGCAGGUGGUGUGACCGGAAAAAUGCGGAGGAGGUCUCCGGGAGAUGCUGGUGGGAGGUAUACAGCUGUUUGGUGUGGCCUCUCUUCAGUUAAUCUCGGCGGUAUCCGCUGAUAAGGCUAAAUUCGUGAGUUAACCUCCUUCACAACGGUGGAUGACGCAUUAUUUUGUGGGAUGCAGUCGUUUAACCGGUUCGAGACCGUUCUUUUUCCUUUUCUGUGUAGACAGUGGAAGGUGAAAAGGUAAGUGUUCUGCAACCUGGUUAGGUUCGCAGAAGUGGAUGUAGUUUCUGUUUCCACUAUAUACACCACUUGUCGCUGAGUCUAUCUGGCUGGUCCCCACUUCGGUGACCACUUGUCCACUAAUUUUCAGUUAGUCUAGGAAUAGACUACGACAUGUGAGUUAUUUAUAGAAGCCAAAGGGGAACAUUCUGAAUUACGGUUGUUUCCCCUUACUGUUUUUUCUAAUAGAUUUUGCCUCUCCCCUAUGGAAGGGGAGGUAACACGCAACGCCUUACAGAGGUGCGUCACGUUCAGGACAUUGUCUGGUUGUCCCUGUAAAAAGGUGCAUAUCCUUGUUUAUUUGACGGUUCUUCGGCGCAGAAAUGGGCCUGUUGUUCCCAACGACGCAGAUGUCAGAAGUGGUUUUCAGAGUGGAUACUGACCGGUUAAGGUUUGGUGUUUUCCUGUGGAAAGAGGUCUGAGGGUCCAGAGUUGGAUCGACUUUGAGGUGACACCUCAUCAAUAGGUUCCAUUAAGAAGACAGAUGGAUGCGGCAUGAGAGGUUUUUUUUCGGAGAGCAGGUCUAAUACCAGAGUGAUUUUCAUGGGACCAGUUGGAAAUGUGGUCCGGGUCUCACCUGCGCAUCCACCGGAAUAUAAUCAAAACGGCCAGGACAUCGCUCCUGUGGUGUCUGCUCGAUUUUUUUCCUUAUAGAGGGAUAAAGGUUUAGAUCUUGGUGUCCGUGCAUAUAGAUCUCCGAAGCUGGGGAGCAGUCCUUUGCAAGGGACGUAUUUCCAGAGGAUGAGGUCAGGUUGGGAAACUUGUCUGCUGUAAGUUUUGGAAUUAAGAGCUAUUUUAGACGAACGUGUUCUUCAUGCUCUGACGUGUUAAUUCUGCCAGAAGCCUUGUCAGAAAUGGCGUAAGUAAGCCGCUAGGGCGGAACAAAAAAAAAACCACGAAAAUGGCAGAAGAUGCGCUGUUUGCAGUUGAGGGGGAAGUCUGGUAAACGCUAUGUUAGCAGUCUUCAUUCCGGAGGUAAAUGACGGAGACAUAGAUUUCCUUUGCGACAUGAUAUUCAGCCGGGAAAAAUACUGUCAUUAUUGAGAAGCUUUCCCAGACGUGCCAAGUCUUUGUGGAGUGUCGCAAUUGGACAUGUUGGCGUUUUGCCUCAACGUGAGACCUCGAGGAGAGGGUUCCAGGUUAAGAGACACUCAGGAUAUAGCAGCAGACAUCCUUGUGACACUGUUUUUAGUCGGUCGAGGUGGCCUCUCCGCUUUCACUUUUCUGGCAGUGGUAAGCGUAAGAUGAUCGAUGAUCCUCUGAACUCCGGUCUAACCAGAGAGGGUUGGCUAUCCAGUUUUCAUGGUUUACUCCUAGAAAAUUACUGCCCUCUUCCUUUACGUGACGUAAUGUUACAACAGGAUCAGGGCGUGUAUCAGGACUUACCGCGGCUGCGUCUAAUGGUGGGGCGGUUGAAGGUCGUAUCCUAAGCUGAAUGGGUGUUCCCAGUGAAGUCGUUUCUUCAAUUCUUCCGGCUUGGAAAGAACUCACGGCACAGCGUUACAACCGUUGUUGGAGUAAUUAUGUGUCUCGGUGUGUAUCCAGGAAGGCUCCUAUGGAGGACUUUCAGCUAGGUCCUGCUUAUCCAUACGUUACAAGCCGAUGUGAAGGCAAGACUAUAUUAAGUUUCUUUGCGGAAAUUCUCGUUUGGAAAGUGGUCAGGUUUUUUACUUCGACGUCCGCAAGGCGGGUGUCGGAAGUGGUGGUCUUGUCCCACAAGAGCCUUGUUUGAUCUUUCAGGUGGAUAGAGAGGAAUUGAGUACUCGGUUGAUAGUUCUACCAAGAGGGGUUUCGCAGAAAUCAGGCUUUUGUUGAUGCAGGGGGUUACUUAGGCAUUAGCUAGUUCAAACCCCCUUGCUCUAGCCAGGGUUUUGAGUAUGCAAGUCAUCUAUUUGGCUUAGUUUGGAGUAACAGAGACCCUGUUUAUGUGGUAUGUUCCCAGCUUACUUUGGGAGACUGCGUUAUGGAGUUUGUUACAUGCUGAAUCUGUGAUGCGGUCUGGCAUGUUUGUUCUACGGCUGCUUUGCCGUCACCGAAGUCGGUGAAGGUUCCUUCUUUUGGGAAGACGGGAUUUUCUUGGGCGAAUGCCCGAGGAGUCUCGGCGGUUCAACUUUGCCGAGCGGAUUCUUGGUCGGGGUCAAAAGUUUUUGCCAUGCUUUACAAAUUUGAUACCCGGAUUGUUGAGGACCUUAUGUUUGCUCAUUCGGUGCUGCAGAGUCGUCCGCACUCUCCCGCCCAUUUUGGAGCUUUGGUAUAAACCCCACGGUCCUUUUGGAAUCCCCAGCAUCCUCUAGGACGUAUGAGAAAAUAGGAUUUUGGUACCUACCGGUAAAUCCUUUUCUCUUGGUCCGUAGAGGAUGCUGGGCGCCCGUCCCAGUGCGUACGGUGUCUACAGUUAUUGCUUUUUGGUUACACCCUGGUGGUGUGUCUUCUCUAUCUGGUGGUUGCUACCGUUGUUCAUGACAUAGCAUGCAGGGUCCUAUUUUUGUUUCUGUGGACACACGGGUUGUGUUACAUAUUCUCUCAGCAUGUGGCUGGGUUUUGUUCAUGCCGUUGACUGGUAUUCUACUGAAUGCCACGUUCUACGGUGUGUUUGAGGUCUGAGCUGGUAUGACACUCACUGUGUUUAUAACAAAAAAUUCUUUCCUCGAAAUUGUCCAUCUCUCCUGGGCACAGUUUUCUAACUGAGGUCUGGAGGAGGGUC
Pseudophryne corroboree (corroboree frog) is the source of this 8160-nucleotide messenger RNA. RefSeq names its product oocyte zinc finger protein XlCOF6-like. The transcript has 2 exons. Gene Ontology annotation, biological process: regulation of transcription by RNA polymerase II. The coding region runs from base 39 to 2393 and encodes 784 amino acids. Gene Ontology annotation, molecular function: DNA-binding transcription factor activity, RNA polymerase II-specific; RNA polymerase II cis-regulatory region sequence-specific DNA binding. The record is from RefSeq and is a predicted model, not a curated record. Gene Ontology annotation, cellular component: transcription regulator complex; chromatin; PcG protein complex. NCBI's taxonomy places the organism in Eukaryota, Metazoa, Chordata, Amphibia, Anura, Myobatrachidae.